This is a messenger RNA of Pectinophora gossypiella (pink bollworm), 1296 nucleotides long. RefSeq lists its product as uncharacterized. NCBI's taxonomy places the organism in Eukaryota, Metazoa, Arthropoda, Insecta, Lepidoptera, Gelechiidae. The transcript has 9 exons. The coding region runs from base 261 to 1259 and encodes 332 amino acids. The record is from RefSeq and is a predicted model, not a curated record.
UGUAGAAAGCAGUGUAGAUAAUAUCAGUAAUAUGCAUAUUUAUUGAUCGUGUGUAUCGUAUUAAACAGACGCUUACUGGGAGCAUGAAGAAGAAUUUGAUAUAAUAAUGAAAAAAAUUGAUACUUUGGCUCACGCGAAAAAUGUGGGAACACCACGUUCUAAGGUCGGAGAAAAGAAGAAGAAAGAAAUGACAUCGGCCACGCCACCUUCUACGGUGAUGGCGCAAGGAACCAUGUUUCAGAUGACAAGUUACUAAAGUAAUGGUCUACGAUGAAGAAGAAAUAAAAAAAAUCGUAGAUGAAUUUGAAGAAAUGGACGAGGAAGAAUACGAAAAUGCCAAUCCUGAACUUAAACAACUCUAUAUUCGACACGGUUUAGAAGCGAGAAAAAGAAAAUAUUUUGAAAAGAUGGGAAUGCCAAGUGACACCUUCACUAACCUCGAUAGACCAGACAAAAAGUCGGCAAAAGGUAAAGAUACGAACGCAGGAAAUGUACCAUCAGCGGUUAUUACUACAGACUCGAAGAAAAAAAUUAAGAAAGACGACGCCAAAGGGAAACAGAGCGAAGUAGUUGCCAUGCAACAAAUGUAUCAGGAAUAUAAUAAAAAUGUGUACGAAUAUCUCAUAAACAUCGCUAAUAAUUGGAUUAUAGAGGAAUGUGAGAUAGGAGUCCCAUUACUAAGUUUUAAUGGUCAGCUUUUGGGCGCCACUCAGAAGAAAAAUAAAUCAAAGAAAUCGGAAGUGAUGUUGGCGAUGUCUGAGGUUAAUUUUGCUGAUAGAGGUUUCCCUUUGACAUUAAUUCAAUGUCCAUGUUUGCGAUAUAAAGAGGCUGUUGUGAAUAUGUUUAAAAAUUGCGCCUUUGUACAAGAAAAAUUGAAAGUGGAGGAAGAAUUUGACAUACUACAAUGUCCAGUGAUCAGUAAAGAGUAUACAGUAUUACUACCAAAGACCAUGCCUGUGUUACACUUUGAGGAUUGCUUAGAGUGGUACCACUUGGAUGAAGCGACGAUUAAAAAAUGCGAGUGCAAUCAAAUCACGGACUUAAAUUUGCUGGACGACUCUACACAAGACAACGUCUUGAAUAUUCUUUCUAAAUGGCACUGUACUUGCGGCAAAAAGGUUAAUUCUUCGCAAACGUCUACAAGUGAAAUACCUUCGACAUCUUAUGAUAGAAUGGUCUCGGCAGAAGAGGAUGAUGCAUAUCUGUAUCCGCUACCAUUACAUUGUGUCAAAGCUGUGCCAGACUCCGAAACAGAUUAGUAGGGACCAUUCUGUUUCAGCCCCUGAUAGCCGUUUG